AUGAGGAGAGCUGAAGAGAGCUCACCAUUUCGCAAGCCGUUCAGCAUGGCGGCUGCUCCGUUACGUUUUAGGGGGAUGCCCCGGAGGAGUCGCUUUGUGGUGUAUGCGUUGGUGUUUAUCAGUUUCUUGUAUCUGAUACCGAGGAUGCACUUGGGUAUGGGUGGGACAUUAUUGUUUUUCUUGAUAUCUCCCGAGGCUGCUGGACCUUAUGGGGGUGGACACAAGGUUGAUAUCUUGCGAUAUGUUGAUCCCUUGAUCGGGACGACGAAUGGUGGUCAUGUUUUUCCUGGAGCAUCACUGCCCUAUGGCAUGGCCAAAGCAGUCGCCGACACAAACAGCCACGCUGAAAACGCCGCCGGCUUCGUGUCUGACAACAGCGAGAUCCUCGGCUUCUCACAUAUGCACGACUCUGGGACAGGCGGCCAGCCAUCCAUGGGUAACUUUCCCCUUUUCGUCCAUGCAGGCUGCCCAGAGGAUGAUCACAAGCAAUGCGUCUACUCCCUCAUGGACCGCCCCAUCGCCAGAGUCAACGGCUCCGCCUUUGCCGCCCCAGGAUAUUUCAGCCUCAACCUCACCAACCAUGUGCGCGCAGAGAUGACAGUCACUGAACACACAGCUCUGUACCGCUUUUCCUUCCCAGGAAACGACACCCUCACGUUGAAGAGCGACGACCCGCUCAGGAAGAAGGAUGUCGAUAUCACUUACUCGCCUAUUAUCCUUGUUGAUUUGGUUGAUCUGAUGAACAGCAGGUCAACGGGCGGGAUCCAGGUGUACAAUCAGUCUGGACGUAUCGUCGGUGAAGGACAGUAUCAGCCUUCUUUCGGAGCGGGAAGAUACAACGCCUUUUUCUGUGCCGACUUCAAAGGUGCUGCCAUUAGAAAGACGGGGACGUUUAUCAGUAAUAAUGCCACUGAAGGAGUCAACUUUCUGGAUGGGGUCGGUAAUGGCUUUUACAUCCCCUCUGGCUCGGCCGGUGCCUGGAUUCAGUUUGAAAAACCGGUUGAGAACAACCAUGAGAUUAUGGCUAGGGUGGGCGUGUCUUUUAUCAGCGUGGAACAAGCUUGUGACAAUGCUGAGAGAGAGAUUGCGGACUACAACUUUGAGAGGGUGGAGAGACAUUGCUGUCGCCACAGAAUUAUACGGGGGAGAAUCAGCUGUGGAAUAAUUCCACCGAGCCAUACUUCGACUCGUAAGUCUUUGCCCAAGACAGCAGAUGCAGGACGACUAACAUGCCGCAGAUUCUACUGCAUCUGGGACUCCUUCCGAGCCCAGCACCCCCUUCUGACCAUCAUCGACCCCCCAGCCCAGACAGACAUGAUCCGCGCCCUUAUCGACAUCUACCGCCACGAAGGAAAACUCCCCGACUGCCGCAUGUCCUUCAGCAAAGGCUACACCCAAGGCGGCAGCAACGCCGACAUCGUCCUCGCCGACGCCUUUGUCAAGAACCUCACCGACAACAUCGACUGGGACACUGCCUACAAAGCCGUCCUCUCCGAUGCGGAAGAAGAGCCCCAAAUGUGGGGUGUCGAGGGCAGAGGCAACUUGGAAAGCUGGCAUAAACUGGGGUACAUCCCCUGGGACGACAUCGACACCAACGGCACAGGCCCAAUGUCCCGCUCCAUUUCCCGCGGUGUGGAAUACGCCUACGAUGACUUUGCCAUCUCCCUCCUCGCCUCCGGCCUUGGCCACGACGCAGACGCCAAAAAAUACCACCAGCGCGGCUCCAACUGGAGAAACUACUGGAACCCGCAACAGGCUGACCUCUACCGGGAAGACCCAGACGGUCCGGUGCUCAAGACAAAGUUCAAGGGGUUCAUGCAACCGCGCAAACUAGACGGCUCGUUCCGCUAUGAAAACACCCGAGCUUGCUCCCCGGUGCACAACAUGCACAUCUGCUACUACGACACUCAUCUCAGCUCCUACGAGGGCUCACCGUGGCUGUACUCAUUCUUUGUCCCGCAAGACAUGGACAGCUUGAUCACGCUUAUGGGGGGGCCGGACGCGUUUGUGGAGAGGUUGAAUUACUUCCACACGAGCGGGAUUUCGUACAUGGGGAAUGAACAGGGUUUUUUACCUGUUUUCCAAUUCCAUUAUGCCGGGCGACCGGCGAUAUCUUCUUACUGGGCGCGCUCUUACAUCCCUUCGCUGUUCAACAGUUCAGUAAACGGCAUCCCGGGUAACGACGACUGUGCCAUGGGUGCAUUCUCGGCGUUUGCAAUGAUGGGGUUUUUCCCCGUUGCAGGACAAGACGUCUACCUGCUCACGCCCCCGUUUUUUAGGGAGGUGAAGAUCAAGGCGAAGUCGGGGGGAAACAAGUGGGCGGUGAUCAGGGUCAAGAACUUUGAUCCGGAGGGGAGGAGGAUAUACAUCCAAUCUGCCACCCUAAACGGGAGGAGAUACACCAGGAACUGGAUCACGCAUGAGUUUUUUAUCAAGGGGGGCAUCCUCGAGUUUGUGGUGGGCGAGGAGGAAGGGAAGGAGUGGGGGAGGGGGGAGGAGGGUAGGCCGCCUAGUUGGUACGGUGAUGAGGAUUUUGGGGAUUGGGAUGGGAAUAAGGGGGUGGAGGGGGUGGAUGCGGAGGAGGAGGAGAGGCAGGCGGGGAGGAGGGGGAGAUAG
This is a messenger RNA of Podospora anserina S mat+, 2616 nucleotides long. RefSeq lists its product as uncharacterized. The record is from RefSeq and is a predicted model, not a curated record. Gene Ontology annotation, cellular component: cytosol; nucleus. The transcript is spliced from 3 exons. Gene Ontology annotation, molecular function: peptide-N4-(N-acetyl-beta-glucosaminyl)asparagine amidase activity; carbohydrate binding. Lineage: Eukaryota; Fungi; Ascomycota; Sordariomycetes; Sordariales; Podosporaceae. Gene Ontology annotation, biological process: glycoprotein catabolic process; protein deglycosylation; protein quality control for misfolded or incompletely synthesized proteins. The coding region runs from base 1 to 2616 and encodes 871 amino acids.